GGGCGGAGAAUGCGGUGGACAAGUGCGCGGUUUCUAUCACCAUUUAUUCCUCUGAUAUCGCUCCAAAUUAUGAAUUAUCGUAACGUAGUGUUCAGAAUCGUUUGACGAUUGAAAUGAAAAGGAAAGUCAGAAAUAACUUUAACGUUAUCACCAUUAACGGAAAAGAGAGAGUUUCUUCCGGACUGUUUCGGUUAUCAACGCGGGAUUUUGUUGUGGAUACCCAGCCCUGUUCAACCUUGUGCCGCCAAUGAUAAGUUCAGCAUCGCGUAGCGUCCACUUGACUUUUUCACGACCACCAUGGUGCUUUGGGAACCAGUAAAGUGGACGAAAAUUAUCUCGUUUCUUCGCAGCCUCCGAGUCCUCCAGCAUCAGCGUCUGUCUGUUGAAGCCGGUUUAACCCUACUCACGUGGAGCGAAUUAAAAUAGUUAAUUUAUGUAAUAUUCGUCCUGGAUUUAGAAACAAAAAAGCCUGUAAUCCAAGAUGACAUCGGAGGUCAGCCAAGUGUCUUUGAGUGAGCUGCCGAUGGACAACUGGAUGGCCCAUCUGCCCAGUGUACUGUGGGAUACCCCUAUCUGUUACAUGGCUAUUCCAGGAAGCCAUAAUGCCAUAACCUACUGUCUGGAUAAGAAUGACCGUUCCCCAGUGGACCUAACUCAACCAGAUAUGUUGCAAAAGCUGGACAAGUACAUGAAACCUAUCAUAAGACCAUUUGUUUACAAGUGGGCAAUAGCACAGGAGUCUUGCAUUAGGGAGCAGUUAGAUUGUGGAGUGCGAUACUGUGACCUGAGGAUUGCACAUCGGCCUAAUGACAGAUCAAAUGAUCUCUACUUCUACCAUGGGGUUUAUACCACUAUAACUGUGGAGACUGUAUUAAAAGAGAUCAGAGAGUGGUUGGAUGUUCACCCAAAAGAAGUAGUCAUCCUCUCAUUUAGCCACUUCCUGGGCCUCAGCCAAGAGCUUCACUCAUUGCUUGUCUCAACUAUAAACAGUGUUUUUGAUUCUAAACUGUGCCCCAAAAUGGAGCGUGUAACACUACGGAAAUUAUGGAGUGAGGGUCAUCAAGUUAUCGUUUCCUACGAGCACAAUACUGCCAACUGCAACAGAGAAUUGUGGUCCCAUAUACCUUAUUGGUGGGCCAACAAGUGCAAAGCUGAAGCACUGAUCGAGGAAUUUGAGCGUAGGAAACAAAAUGGCCGACCAGGCGGGUUCUUUGUGACUGGCAUCAAUCUUACCGAAGACCUGAAGUACAUAUGCUCCCAUCCCACAGAAUCACUGAAGGAUAUGGUAAUGUCCACAUACCCCACAUUACUCAGCUGGGUCAAGCAACAGAAGCCCGGCUCCAACACCGGCUCCCUCAACAUCAUAGCUGGAGACUUUGUUACAGAAAGCCAAUUCAUACCAACCGUCAUUGCACUCAAUGAAAAUCUCCUCAACAGGACCAUAUUACCACAACCUUGAUGCUCUUUUAGUCCGCAAAAUGUAUUUAACAUUGAAAAAAAGUUUCUUGUUCAUGUUUUUUUUUAACACUAGUCAACUUUGCACUUUUUUAUAAGGGUGCUUACACAUUAGACUUUAUGCUGCGUCACCGCCAUUCAUUUCAGUGAUGGUGCAUUAAAAGAAAGAAACGAGUUUGCUCCAUCAACCAAAAGCACUUUCCAUACCUGUCUGUCAAAUCAGAGAGCUCUAUCUAAUGAGUAAGCAUUCUGACGUUGAUAUAAAUUUGAGUUAUGGGUAGAAUAAUGUAAUGCACUGACUUUUAUGACUUGAAUUUUAUUAUAUUAAGCUUAUUUAUGCAGUCAUCAAUAUAUACCUCGGAUUUUGCAAAAAAUAGUAAUCAUAUUUUAGGAUGUCAUCAUGAAGGUCCGGGUUAACACAACUUUAGCCUCAGACACAAGCACAUUACAGGACAAAAUAAGUAAUAAUAAUUUCACCAAUUGCAUGAGAACUGCUGAAGACUACUCAAUGCAAGCUUGCACAAAUAGGAUUUUCAAACACUCAGGAUUGUUCAGUUAUGAUAUGCUCUUUUCAACUUUGUACUGUGUGGAAUGGCAAUAUGAGAAUAUGAUUCCGAUAAGUAUGUCUGCAUGGUGCAUACAAUCAAACGCAUGUAGAGACACUGGGAUAUUUUGUGGUUGUGCAUAUGUUCUCUGACACAGCAUGCAGUUUAAUCAAUAUGUAUCAGUUGGCAUUACAAACAAAAGUGCUUAUAUUAACUAAUAUUAGUAGAUGGAUGGAAUUUAAUAUAUUCAUAUUUCGUACUUGAGGAUUUACAGUCAAUUAAACAUAUCCAUAAAUGUAAUAGAUUUGUCUGCAUUUCAGCUAACAUUGCUAUCUAGCAAA
Messenger RNA from Danio aesculapii, 2341 nucleotides. RefSeq names its product phosphatidylinositol-specific phospholipase C, X domain containing 1 (gene plcxd1.1). Gene Ontology annotation, molecular function: phosphoric diester hydrolase activity. The coding region runs from base 482 to 1459 and encodes 325 amino acids. The transcript is spliced from 7 exons. The record is from RefSeq and is a predicted model, not a curated record. Lineage: Eukaryota; Metazoa; Chordata; Actinopteri; Cypriniformes; Danionidae. Gene Ontology annotation, biological process: lipid metabolic process.